Molecule: messenger RNA, 2056 nt
Organism: Synchiropus splendidus (mandarinfish)
Lineage: Eukaryota; Metazoa; Chordata; Actinopteri; Syngnathiformes; Callionymidae
Gene: lxn
Product: latexin
Exons: 7
Coding region: 1144-1965 (273 amino acids)
Molecular function (GO): metalloendopeptidase inhibitor activity
Source: RefSeq, a predicted model, not a curated record
UUCAGCUCAAUGAAUUUCUCAUACUGAAAACAUGCUGAACAUGUUGCGUUCCUUUGAUGUCCCGUCAGCGUUCAGCAUGCUUUUUAAGAACUGAAGUAACUACUGAGGGAUCUGGUCGGUGACUCACUAUGAAGGUGUUGAAGUGUUGAAGAGUCUUUGAUUCAGAGAAAGAGCAUCAAUGGUCAACAGAGAAGGUCAGAUGCCGUUGUACUGUAGAGCAAGAGGAAAGUUCCUAGUCAGACAGUGUGCUACUGUAGGAGGAGGUCCGGAGCGACAGAGAAGCAUGUGAGGGUUGCGCAGAACGGAGUGAUUCAAGAUGAGAGUAGGAUUAUAUGAGGAGUCAGCUUUUCUUGGCAGGUUAGAGUUGACCCUCCAUGGACUGUAAGAGGAACGGCAGUCAGAAGAAGUGAGUGAGAAUACAUAUGAAGGAGAGGGAACAGACGAAGAGCGUCAAAUUCACAUUUAGGUUAGUGAUGGACGAAGGAGUGGAAAAGUGAAGACGACAACAGAGCGAGAGUUGAGAGUGACAUUGUCAGAGAUAAAGUAGGCGUGGAGAAGUUUGGAGACAAAGUCAGAGUGGCCAGAUGCUUUUGGACCUGUGGAGAGGAGAGACAUGAUGAAGACUGGAGAUAAGGAAGACAGGAGUGAGGAAGGAGGAUGAUUGAGAUGUGGCAACCCCUGAUGGGAAAUGUUGAAAGAAGGUCUAUAAAGAUUCCAGGAGGAUUCAUGUCCUACCGCAUGAUUCGACCGUUGAACUGGAGUGAUACGUUGCUUAACAAUACUGAGUAAAGUCUUGAUCACUGCAACAUAUUUUUAGCGCGACAGAUUAUAAUUGUAGUGAUUCUAAAUCUUCAAUGAAACGUCUACGCUGUGUAUGACGCUGAGUUUCCCAGCUAAUGAGCUCACAUCAGUCCCACCUGGUGCCCCAGCAGAGAAGACAGCAGUGUGCAGCGCCAUCCCAGUGAAGAGCAGAUAAAGUGGUGCUGUUUGUUUGGUCAGGAUUUCUGAAAAAAAGGAAACCACAGGCUCUGGACUUCCUCUCCCUCCUCCACGAUUAUAUAACUGCACUCCAGCAGGAGGGUGGUCAGCCGUCCGCCUGCAGACCCGCCGGCAGUUGCUCCUUCUUCCUGGCCGAGAGGCACGAUGACUUUGUGGCUGGUCUUUGUAUCGGUGGCGUUUGCUACAGCUGUGGAAUCUGGCACCAUCAACUCCACGGAUCAAUCCACCAGCGCUCAAGUGACCGUCAAACAGACUGAACAACAGGAAUCAAUUGUCGAGCAGCUGGCGGAGGAUGUGAUGGCGACCGGCGAUCUGAACCCAAGUCACUACCCGGCUCAGAGAGCUGCUAAGGUGGUCCAGCAUCACCUCAACACCCGCUUCGGCUCACCCUACAAGGUGUUCGGCCUCAGGACGGUCAACAGUGGGUACGCAGAGGAUGUGGAGAAUUCUGGGAGAAGAUACAAGCUGGAGCUGACGGUGCAGGAGUUCCUCAGCAACUCUUCAGUCAAGUGCUCGGCCGAGGUGUUCUUCCCCACUGAAAAAGGUCAAGGUGCUCCUCAAGUUGAUGUCACUGGUGAGGACUUUCAGAAAAUCAACGCCUCGGAGGAGGAGGAAGCUCUGUACCAGAAAUACAAGGCCAACACCGAACUGCUGUCUGCAGACCAUCUACCCGAUAGCCACGGGCACAUGGAGCCGGAGAUGAAGCCCUUCUGGCACCUGGGAUCGGUGGCGUCCAGCUUUGUCAUGCUCCAGGAGUCCACAGAAGAGACCCUGUACAACAUGGCUCAGGUGGCCAACGUCACACAGCUGGAAACGGAGAAGGAGCAGCUGCAGUUCGAUUAUCACGUGCUGCUGCAUGACAUGGUGUCACAGGAAAUAAUCCACUGGAAGUUGCUAGUCACCUGGUCUCCUGCAGAGGGAGUCAAAGUGCCACAGAUGACAAAGCUGCCUCAUCGCCAUCAAUGAGAAGAGACCGCUGCCAAACUGUAUUCACUCACCUACACGUCUUCUAGUCAAACACCAGUAGUUGUUCACAUGUUUAGAAGAAUAAAGUGUG